AUGUUUAUCCCAAAGAGCCACACCAAGCUCAUUUAUGAGUACCUCUUCAACGAGGGAGUCGCUGUCGCCAAGAAGGACUACAAUGCCAAGACUCACCCAAACAUUGAGGGAGUCACCAACCUCGAAGUCAUCAAGACUUUGAAGUCGCUCGCUUCCCGUGAAUUGGUUAAGGAACAAUUCGCUUGGCGCCAUUAUUACUGGUACCUUACCGACGAGGGAAUUACUUAUCUUCGUGAGUACCUUGCUCUCCCAGUCGAGAUUGUUCCACAAACCAUCAAGCAAAAGCCAAGAGAGGUUCGUGUGCCAGGAUCGGACAGACCACAAAGAUCUGCCCAAGGAGAGAAGGGAGAUCGUGACGCCUACAGAACCGACAAGGCUACCGAGGCUGGACCAGGAGCUGCCCCAGUCUACAGAGCCGGAUUCGGACGUGGAGCCCCACCACCGCAAUAA
Molecule: messenger RNA, 450 nt
Organism: Caenorhabditis bovis
Lineage: Eukaryota; Metazoa; Nematoda; Chromadorea; Rhabditida; Rhabditidae
Source: the annotation of a GenBank genome assembly